Molecule: messenger RNA, 957 nt
Organism: Sebastes umbrosus (honeycomb rockfish)
Lineage: Eukaryota; Metazoa; Chordata; Actinopteri; Perciformes; Sebastidae
Gene: ndufv2
Product: NADH:ubiquinone oxidoreductase core subunit V2
Exons: 8
Coding region: 118-852 (244 amino acids)
Biological process (GO): mitochondrial electron transport, NADH to ubiquinone
Molecular function (GO): NADH dehydrogenase activity
Source: RefSeq, a predicted model, not a curated record
UGACGUCUGACGUAAGCGUCUCACGUCAGACCCGCUCAGUCGAGCGUGAGAACGCUUGUGUUGAUUGUCUCGUCCAUUUGGUAACAGACCGGCAGCUAACCUCCAUCCAGCCACAAGAUGUUUCUGUCUGCUGCUAUUCGCUCUGCAGUAUCGCAGACGGCCAGGCAGGUCAGGAGUCUGCAUCGGUCUGCUGCACGCGCUGGAGCUGGUGGCAUCUAUGUGCAUAGAGAUACUCCUGACAACAACGCAGAUAUUCCUUUUGAAUUCACUGAGGAGAACAUAAAGAGGAUUGAGGCGAUCAUUUCAAUGUACCCCACUGGACACAAGCAAGCCGCCACCAUCCCAGUGUUGGAUUUAGCCCAGAGGCAACAUGGAUGGCUCCCCAUCUCCGCCAUGAACAAGGUCGCUGAGGUGCUGGAAGUCGCUCCGAUGAGAGUGUAUGAAGUAGCGACAUUCUACACAAUGUUUCUGCGUCAGCCCGUGGGAAAAUACUUCAUUCAGAUCUGUACGACAACACCCUGCAUGCUCUGCAACUCAGACAGCAUCCUGGAGGCCAUCCAAACCAAACUGGGUAUCAAGGUUGGAGAGACGACUCCAGACAAGAUGUUCACGCUAAUAGAAGUGGAAUGCCUGGGUGCCUGUGUGAAUGCCCCAAUGGUCCAGAUCAAUGACAACUAUUAUGAGGACCUCUUACCGAAGGACAUUGAGGACAUUAUUGAUGAACUUAAAGCAGGCAGAGUCCCACCACCCGGGCCCAGGAACGGCCGUUUCUCCUGUGAGCCUGCAGGUGGACUGACUUCUCUGACAGAGCCUCCUACAGGACCAGGCUUUGGUGUAAGAGCGGACCUGUAGACAUUUUUGGCCACCAUCUGCUUUUAUCAAAGGCAACUUGUCCCUGAAGCUGAUAAUAUGCUUAACUCAAACACGUUGUGUAAAUAAAUUGUUCAUAUACCUGUG